ACAUGCACACUGAGCCCAGUUAAACUGGUGAAAAUGACUUUUUCAACUUUUCUUCAAUUUUAAUUGGAUAAACAUUAUUCUAUUACACUCAGAAGUCGACUGGAUGUUCAAUAGUAUACAUUCAGUUACAAUUACAUGCAUAUUUGUAUGAUUUUCCAACAGAAAAGUGUCUUACUUGUGUACUGUACUAGUGUGUUUGGCUGUGUAUUACCUGUGGUCAGCUUUUCGGCUAUUAUCUAGUUCCAGACCAAUAAAAGUGUACAAUAUUAUUGCAUGUGUGGAUGCGUACUGACAUGCUCUAACAGACUCAAUAGUAUUUUUGUGAAUUUCUUUGCACACAAUUGAUGGAUAGUCGAUCAAGUGUUGCAGUGUACCGAGUUCGGCCGGGUAUGGGAGUGUUUGAACGACUUUUUCAAUAGAAAAUCACUAAUAAUUACCAUAUAAACCUAUUCAGUUGUCUAGAGAAUAGUGUGAGCAAUCCAACAAUACGAUUUGCAGCUUUGUAGCACGAGCGAUUGCAAAGUUAUAAGCAAAAGAGUGCCGGCCAACAAGCACGAAUUUCUGCUGAACUAUCACAAUUUUGGCUUGCCACCGCUGCAGCUUCCAUAUCGGUCCGUACAAGUCUAUAUAGGUCGGUUGUUUUCAAUGAAUCUCGAAGCUAUUGAAAGCAAGUUAGCAUCAGCAGCAGCGAUACCACUACUGUCUACUCUACUACUCAACAACAAGAUGUCAGCCGAGACAGCAACCAGUCCAGCGGCAACGGUCCCAGCCGCGUCCACACCGGCCAAGGCGAAGAAGGCGGCCGCAUCGAAAGCAGCAGCCAGCUCCAAGAAGCCGCGUGCCAAGCCAGCACACCCGCCAACCGGCGAAAUGGUGAACGCUGCUAUUGCCGGACUCAAGGAGCGUGGUGGCUCGUCACUGCAGGCGAUCAAGAAGUACAUUGCUGCCAACUACAAGGCCGACGCAGAGAAGCUGGCGCCGUUCAUCAAGAAGUACCUGAAGACAGCCGUCGCAUCGGGAGCUCUCACCCAGCCGAAAGGCAAGGGUGCCGCCGGCUCGUUCAAGAUCUCGGUGAAGGAAGCAGCCAAGGGUGCUGCCCCGAAGCCGGCUAGUGCCAAGCCGAAGUCAGCUCAGCCAAAGAAGAAGAAGCCCACUGCUGCCGGAGCAAAGCCGAAGAAGGCCGUUGCCUCGGCUACAAAGAGCAAGGCAACGUCUGCUGCCGCCGGUGAGAAGAAGAAGGCCGCAGCUAGCAAGCCAGCCGCCGCGAAGAAGAGCAGUGCUGCUGCUUCGGCAGCCAAGUCCAAGUCUCCUAAGGCGAAAAAGGUCACCAAGCCGCCUACCAAGAAGCCCAAGUCGCCGAAGCCGAAGAAGGCAGCCGUCGCCAAGAAACCAAAGAAGGCUACUGUCACUAAGAAGAAGUAAAUUCUUCUACGGACCUACCACACACCAGCCAGCCGAGGGGCCUGCCGCUGUCGUCGCAAGCACUUCACAUAAAAACGGCUCUUUUCAGGGCCUCCA
This is a messenger RNA of Nilaparvata lugens (brown planthopper), 1518 nucleotides long. Its product is annotated as late histone H1-like. Lineage: Eukaryota; Metazoa; Arthropoda; Insecta; Hemiptera; Delphacidae. Gene Ontology annotation, biological process: negative regulation of DNA recombination; nucleosome assembly; chromosome condensation. The record is from RefSeq and is a predicted model, not a curated record. Gene Ontology annotation, cellular component: nucleosome; nucleus. The transcript has 2 exons. Gene Ontology annotation, molecular function: structural constituent of chromatin; double-stranded DNA binding; nucleosomal DNA binding. The coding region runs from base 646 to 1422 and encodes 258 amino acids.